Entrophospora candida is the source of this 1572-nucleotide messenger RNA. NCBI's taxonomy places the organism in Eukaryota, Fungi, Glomeromycota, Glomeromycetes, Entrophosporales, Entrophosporaceae. The record is from the annotation of a GenBank genome assembly.
AUGACUACUGCUGAAAAACUUGUAGGAAAAAUCCCCGAAGGACACGUUCUCAGGAUUCAAACCACACCACCUUCUAAAAAAACAGGAAUUAACAAAACUUUUAGUUUUAAUGCAACAGCGACCACUCAAGAGCAAGAAUUUCAAACAAACAACUGGGACACCGUCUUUGCUGUGCGCGUAGCUGAUGUAAACAAUGCAAUCGUAAAUGGAGUGGCAAAACAUCCCGAGAAAUAUCCGCAGAAUUGGAGUGCCGAAGUAAAAAAAUCGCUAACUAGCAACGAAUAUAGUGGAAACGGAACCUUUGGAGCCUGGCAAAUAACGUUAGGUGGUUCUAGCACCAUCUUGAGGAUGAAGGUUCCUGUUAAAAAUUGUACUAUUAUCGCCAAUUCCGUGAAUGUCUCAGUGGAAAGUGCAACAGCCUAUAUCGAAGCGCACCUCAAAUUUCUUUCAUACAACAAUAAUGAGAAUAAUAAGGUGCUCGUUAUUAAAACCACUUCCUCUUCACCCACCGAGACUGCUGUUAUAGUUGAAUCAGUAAUACUAGAUAAUGUAGAUCCCCAAAAUAAAGACAUAAACGAUGCGCUAAAAAACCUUUUACAAAACUGGUUCAAUGAUAACUUGAUUCAGUUCACCCAUGUUUUUGCUGCCGUAGACCUCAACAUUACAGCUGCUACUGGUGAAGGCUUCCAAUGGCUCUUUCCAACUACCACAAGCUAUGCAUAUAUUGAUGGAACGACUGAGAACAACUCUGUUCUUGCAAUUCUUUCUAUGGUAAACGGCAAUUCCGCUGACAUUACAGUGCAAUCAGUUGAAGCUGGCGCUAUUCCUAAAGGUUCUAAAGCCUGUUUAAAUAUUUCCAAGCAAUUAUUUAUUAAGGAAAUGAUCUUGCCCAACAUGAAACAUGUAUUUGAAAAGUCGCCGGCAGAUAAUUUUAUAACCACUCACAAUGAAACGGAGGUUGAAAUCAAAGACUCUUUCGCACUUGAUCCAAUUAAUCAUGCUGGGAUAGAUUACAAACCAACGUUGACAAAAUUUACAAUGACUAUCAACGUUGACACUAUCGAAAUGUAUAUGUUCAUUCACAUCCCAAUCUCUCCAGGUAUUGAUGCCUAUGUUGAAACAACUGGCUAUUAUCGCAUAAAAUUAGUUACAGCUGAGGAUGGUACCCAGAAGAUGACAUAUGAGGUGGCUAAAGAUCCACAAACGAAAACUUGGCAUGAAGUGGCUACUUGGGUGGAAGCUGUUGAAGGUGUCGCUGAUAUAAUUUUGGCUGUGGUCACUGUUGGAAUUUCUGACGCCUUAGCUGCGAUACAACGUACCGUUGUUCGUGUUGUCCUUGCUAUCGUUGUUGGAGGAAUUGCUGCUGCAAUUGCUGUGAUAUUGGAGAAAAUUCCCGAAUGGAUAGCCGAUGGAGUUCCCAAUGACCUCCCGUCACUUGAUGGACUUGUAGAUAAUGCAUUCAAAGCUACAAAAUGGACCGAUUCUGGUGAUUUUGAACUUACAGCAUUACGUUUUAAUGGAGCGUUCCAAAUGAGUGGUGAUCCACACUUUAACGAAAAACAGAAUCCUUAA